This is a messenger RNA of Amyelois transitella, 4274 nucleotides long. RefSeq lists its product as uncharacterized. The transcript is spliced from 10 exons. The record is from RefSeq and is a predicted model, not a curated record. Bases 19 to 2382 code for a protein of 787 amino acids. Lineage: Eukaryota; Metazoa; Arthropoda; Insecta; Lepidoptera; Pyralidae. Gene Ontology annotation, biological process: protein ubiquitination. Gene Ontology annotation, cellular component: Cul4-RING E3 ubiquitin ligase complex.
UCAGUCAAACAAACGAACAUGGAUUCUGCAGAUGAUUCUGAUAAUUCUUUUACUUUUAGCAAGAAUGAAUACAACAAACCUGAUAGCAAUACUCUUAAGAACAAUGCGAAUCACUGCAGCAAUAUUGUGCAUAAAUUAUUUAACAGGGAGAUAUAUGGUGGCAUUACCAGGAAGUCUCAUGAGAGAAGUCGUAAAAUAUUUGAGAGGAUUCCCCCUCGUCUGCGGUUCUGCCUCAUUGACAUUGUGCCCAUGGCGUACCUCCGAGAGCAUGUCUUCAUGGGGUUCUCUCAGUGUGGCCAGUUCCUCCUUAGUUUUACGUACAGCUGCAACACGCAGGUGUAUUUUAGGGAAAGCUCCAAGUUUACGUUACAUUUCCUCUCAUGGGUGCCUGGCCGUAUAGUGAAGCCGGUGCACAGCGUGCCGCUGUUCGGAGACGACUGCGUGGACAGCAAGGUCACCAUCUCCAUGGCGCAGUGGAAGCACAACCCAGACGUGCUCGUUGUCUAUGGCAUUGCGGACUCGUGCUCCGAAAGAUCCUACCUCAGUGUUAUCGGUGUACCUCGUUUAGGGUGUAAAAAGUGUGCCGCUUACUCCAGGGACGAAGAUGAUCUGAAUUGGGGCAAGCGGUGUUUGCAGCACAACUUUGCGAUACACACGAAAUUUUUCUGCACGUCCGAUUCGAGCAUGUACGAACCGGUCGUGCAACUAGCUUACUCAAACCAAAUCAUCAUUUACACGGACUUCAUUCACAUACUCGAAGUGGAUUUCGUGAAGCCUGAUGAAAGGAACGAGGGAGACGAAUGUAAAUACUCAUUAGAUAGGGAAGAAACCAAUUCAAUAGAUACGUAUCCGAACACGCCCGCUUCCGCUUCGGAUGUAUCCGCGGCCUUCCAGUCGCCCAAAUAUCAGAACAACGUGGUCCAGAACAUUCUAGAAGAUUUCUCCGAUUUGGAAAUGGAACCUUACCAGAUGUCGCGGCCCGUGCAUUUACCCGAUGUGAUGGGACAAGAGUUGUGUAUUCAGGCGUCGUCGAUAUCGCACAAUCUAGUCGAGGAGUGGGAGGGCCCCUCGCCGUCUAUAAGGACACUCAUCAGUCCGCCUUUGAGGUCGCCACGAAGGCGGCCCGCGGAAAGCAUGUCAAGGUUCAACGAAAUGCAUAGGGUAAUAGCUGAUAAAGCUUACGAAUUUGUAGAAGAGGCGGAGACGAAGUGUGAGAAAUUGAGCAUGUUCAGGAAACGACGGUUAGCUGAUAAGAAGUACGAAUUUUCAGAAGACAACAACGAGAAUAUAGUGCCGUUUAGAGUUUUAAGGAAUAAUAGGAAAAUAUUUAUCGGGAAUACGAGUAAGAAUCCGCCGAGGCGGUCGAAGUCGCCUCCGGUGGAGUGCGUGGUGCUUAGAGCUCACAAUCAGAUCAGUAGGCCUUCUUCCCCUACCACCAGUUCGGGGCAGAAAACCAAUAGUUUAUCUUUAGAAUCGGAUCAUAAUAGUGAAUCGGAGUACAGAGUGAUGGAAAUGCUGGACGACGGCUCUCUCAAAACAGUGUCCGUUCACGACAACACAUCGAAAACGUUGUCAGACUGUCCGGUGAACGAACAAGACCCCUAUUUAGUACACUCAGAGAACUCGAAAUGCAGUAAAUUCUUCACGAGAUACUUUGUGGAGAGUGACGACGAGAUUACCUCAAUCAUAACGGAUUCAGAAGAUGACUGCAUAUCGGGGUACCACGUAGCGCUGCACCUCACGGCCCACGGAGCGGGCUACGCAGCUCUCCAGGCGGUGAGCUCGAGCGCGUGGGAGCGGCUGCAGGCCAGGCACGCCACGCUGCGCGCCCAGCAGCGCUCCCUGGACACCGAGCUGCUGUGCAACGAAGUCUGCGGCAGGCUGUGCAAGAUUAACGGCAAGAAGUUCAUAUACUGCUUCGAUUGGGGUUGCCAUGUUAUCGAUGUUUGCCAGUCCAGCGGGUGCUUGUCGGGGCUGUGCGCCAUGUGGAUGUGGGCGAGCGCGGCGCCGGGCGCGGGCGCGUGCGCCGCGUGCGGCGACGCCGGCGCCGGCUGCCUGCUGCACCGCCGCCAGUACGCCGCCGAGUGCUUGUUCGUUUGGGACCUGGUCAGCGGCGUGUAUAGAACUGAAAGGGUUUCCAUGACUGAAGACGCCAGCCAGGAAGGCACCAGAGUGUCAGGUGCGGAGCGAGCCCGCGAGCUGGCCAAGAGGCUGGGCCCCAUACAUAUGCCGCCCGGCAACGAGAGCCGCCUGCUCACCACGCUCACAGGGCGAUCAUUAAAAAGACUGACAGAUGUGGACAACUGCAUAGAAAUCACAAAGAAUCACCCGGACAGCUCGGAGUCGGAAUCGUCCGCUGAAGAGGAGAGUGAUUCAGAUUGACUGGCUUACUAAGAAAUUACUGGUUUACCAUUUGUGAGGUGGGUAGUGACGUCCUACUUAAGAUAAUGGGAGUAUCGAUAGUUGAUCUCGUUAGGGUUUUAUCGAUAUUCAUGUCGAUAUAAAUUUCCACUAAUGUUUGCAUUAUUAAUAUUGUAUCUCAUAGAAAUCGGAAUAAUACGAAACAAUAGAAAUGCCAUAUUGUAAUUUAUACUAAAGGAUCUUCGUGUCGUUAAAAGCUGUCAAUAAAUCUCCGAAUUGAGGUGCAAUAUGGAGAUACUAUGAUGAUGUCACAGUUUACUUACGAAGUCAAAUUUCGCCAGUACUUACCACUCUCUCAGGCUAAGAUUAUUCCGAAUACUAUGCUAUCUGAUGUGACUUAUCGAUAGGCUUCACAAGUGAAAAAGAUAUUGCUUUUAAAUUUUAUCAUCCUGAUGUAAGUUUCAAUGAUAUAAGCUUUAAUGAAAUGUGCAAUGAGCGAGAUGGAUCGAUAUUUGUCUCUUGUCGAUAGGAGUUAUGUAACACAGUUCUACAUAUCAUUCUUCUCUGUUUCAACGAAUGUUGUGAUUGUUAAUUGAUAGUGAAACUAAAUAACUUUUGAAAUGUAUUCAAAUUAUAAUAAUAAACACAAUCUUAAAGAGUACUGGCAUACAGUAUGGACAAUCCCUAUCCCCCGGUAAAAGUUCCCGCACAUGCCACGUAAAAUAUUCAAAUAUUAAACAAAUAUUCACGAAUAUUUUUGUCAUUGGGCAUUUGUUCUGCUCUAAAACGACAACAUUAAUAGAUCUACAAAUUCAGAAUUAAUGGCAAGUACAUACAUACACACACAGUCAUCACUUGCGGUGUCACAUUUACCAGUGCUUGCCACUUCUAUAGUCUUAUAACUUUCCGAAUUCAAUGUGGAUAUCAAAUGUCUCGCUCACUGUACAGCCUUUGUGGAAUGCCCCACUCUUAUAUCUUCCAAAAAUUAAAAACAAAGCUGCCAAUUACAUAUGUACGUAAAAUUUUCGCGCCCCGUUAUGGAAAAUGUUUUCUAACCCGUUUAUGAUGCAUUUAUAACUGUUCACUUUUAAAUAAUGUGUGAAAAAAUACAACUGUGUCAAAAAUUAUAUAAAUACUUUUAAAAAAUGUACCUAGUGUGACAAUGUUUCUUUACCUUUAGAGUUAAUAUUUGUAUGUACAGUGUAAGUACAUAAAAUAUGUACGUACACUGUACAGUUAGCGACAAAGAAACGUGACACUACCUAUAACAUGUGCAUGAAAACAAAAAGUAUAGCGGGUCAAAUCUGAAAUUUCUGCAGAACUACAAAUAAUUGCGUGAUCUGUAAUAUGCCCGAAGAACAUAAUCCACUAUCUGUACAUUCGGCUAAAGGUCAAAACCGACGGCUGAAACUAAUAUAUCAUUAAAUGGUUGUGUAACUAAUGUACUGAAUUUCUUUGAAUAUAAUUGGCAAAGCAUUUGUAUAUAGUUCUUCUACUACUUGUAUUUCCUUUUAUGAAAAUAACGUUUUUAGUUUUGUAACAACGUCGAACUAGCGAGACUGAUGUAAACAGUUGACCAAUCGGAUUGUUGUUGUGUGUCAUAACGCAGAAUAUUUAAAAAAUACAAGACCUGAAUAUCAGACACUGUCAGACCAUAAUUAAUUAUUUUAAAACAACUUCAAACUCACGAGAUGUAAACAGUGUGACUUGUAAUCUGAUCCAGCCCGUUAUUCACAAAAAAAGGCAUAUGUGAAUAUCUUCUCUCUUUUUUUAACAUUUCAGAUUAUCUAAAAGUUAGAAAAAGAUGGAAGGCAGAGUUAUAGGUAAAGGGACAGUUUGGUUUUUUACCUAUAUAUGUAAAUCACCAACAUGAUUUAAAAUAAAAGGUUUUUUUUUUCAAACUAAUCUCUAUC